AUGGCGGGGAGUAGUGGCUUGACAGCCUCCCCUUUGCGGGCGGAUCUGGCCUUCAAUUGGGUUUUCCUCAUCGAGUUGAUAGUCUGCGGGAUUGUUACACUAUUCUUCCUUUUCUAUUUCAAUCGCGUCUUCGCCGCGCUCGUAUCAUAUGGCAUUCGAGCCUGGACAUGGCAUCAAUACCGAGUUUAUGUCGACAUUCAAGCUUUACAAAUUUCCCUCCUGGGAGGACGAGUGUUUUUGAAAGGUGUCAGAUAUCAUGGCAACAAUGAAACUAUAUUGAUACAAAAUGGUUAUAUUACAUGGGCAUAUUGGCUGCGCAAUGUGAGAGAAUUGGAUUUUGGGAAUGGUGAUCCUACUAAGGAGCAGGAGUUGACUGUUAAUACGGGUGUUGAUGGGGAAGAAGGGCCAAAAGCAAAGAAGAAAUUACCGUGUCGAAUCAACGUCGUCUUGAAUGGAGUGGAAUGGUUUGUAUACAACCGAAGUGCAGCAUAUGAUGCUAUUAUCUCUGGAAUUGCUGGAGAGGGUGAUGAGCCAAAGCAUGUCGCGCAUAGCCAUGGAGAUGAUUCCUCACAGCAUGUGAGGUUAAGAAAGAAAGGUGUCCUAGACGAUUUUGGGAAUGCGCGAGAUUUGUCCAAAGAAUCAACGAGCAAUUCUCAAAAUGUGCCCUCUCAUAUCGAAGAACAAGCUAAGGUUGGAGCACAUGAUGUAGAAGGUAAAUCUGGUAAAUCUUCCGCGCAUUCCCAGGCAGCCUAUGCAGCUGUGGAAAGUGACGAAUCACAUGCGACUGUCGAAUCGACUUUUUUACUUAGGUUCCUUCCCGUCCACGUUGAAUGUUCCAAAGCUGCAUUGGUGCUUGGCAAUGAAAAUACCAAGACCGUCCUCAUCGCUAAAAUGGACAAGGCGGAAGGAGAGCUGGACGCUUCGGCGUCAACCGAACUGGAUCAAUAUAAGCAGCUCAUAAACUUUCGUUUCGAGCAUCCCGUCAUACAAAUGCAACCGAAUGAUGACUACAAGGAGGAUCAAACUACGACUGCCAGCCGAAUUAAGCGUGGUGUUCCGGAUCAGUCAGACCCGAGCGCACGCCGCGCCCAUUCUCACACCUUUUUCCAUCGACAGCGCAAGCGAGCAUGGCAUACUAUUCAAGACCUCGUGCCUUACUUUAGAAGUUCUGUAGAGUCUUUUUCGUCUAGUCAUGACAGCCGCUUAAAUUCACCGACCCAUGGAGGCCCUAAUUCCAGCAGCUGGCAGGGGCUUUCGAGAUAUUUAGAUGAGAGUGAGCAGGAUGACAAGGGGCGGUGGUCAUCUAACGAAUACGCAACAGUUACCACUAUUGCUGAUAGCCCUAGUGCCACCAUGAGCUUUUAUUGGGACGUCCCAGGCAAGGUUCCACGACAUCGUGAAGUGUCAAAAACAACGUGCAAUAAUAUCAAUGGUGAUGUUCCUCCUGAAUGGGGAAUUGAUCUUUCAAUAGAGGGGGCAAUUAUUAAUUACGGCCCUUGGGCAGAUAGGCAGCGUGCGGAUAUCCAGCGAGUCUUCUUUCCAAGUCUGUGUAAGGAUGCCUCUCCCGCCAGAGUGAUUGAACCUGGUCAAUACAGAGUGCCAACACAGUUCAAACUCUACAUUGAACUUGACCACGAGACAACGCUUCGGGUGCCCAUCAGAGAGGAAUCAAAGAACUGGAAAUGGACAAAGCAGGCAGAUAUCACCGGCGCCCGCCAGAGCGAGCGAAAGCGAACCAGUAACAUGGGUCGCAGGAGAAAAGAUGAUAAAGGAGCCCCAGGGCCCGAGGUUCGCCCUUUUGGGUGGCUUGACAUCAAAGUUGGUGCGAAUGCAACAGUUCGAUACGUUAUGGAUAUGGUAGCAGGGGAGUCUGGAUUCUCAAACAAACUUCAGUUGGAUUUGCCCAACACGGAGAUCACUACUAGUGUUAACCACGGCCUACUAUGGAGAUCCACAGGGAAUGUUAUAAGUUGCGACAUGUCAAGUCCUCUGCAAUGGAAUGGCUUCCGAACAUGGAACUUCGAUAUUGGUAGUCGUGGGUUGGAACUUUUCAUUUUGAGAGAGCAUGUCUUUCUCCUCACAGAUCUCGUUGGUGACUGGGCUAGUGGGCCGCCACCGGAAUAUCUCACAUUUACCCCAUUCCGGUACUUGGUAAAUCUUAACCUUCAGGGGUUUAAACUCUACCUCAACGUCAACGACUCUAAUAUAAUUAACAAUCCUGCCGAUUUUGAUGACAAUACUUUCAUCAUAAUUUUUGGGGAGUCACUAAUCGCAGAUAUUUGCAUUCCCAUCGAUACCUUUCGACCACACCGGAACGACAUAUCAUUUGACGUUUUAGCCAAGCACGGUGGAUUGAAUUUGCAUGUACCUCCAUGGAAUACGCAAGCCACCUUUCUCAAUUUCACAGAAAUUGCCCAGCUUGAUACUUUGAAGCUUGGAGGGAAAUAUCAAUACUGCGCAACCACUUCGUCCAUUAAUACUGAUACACUAAUACUUGAAGUAUAUGGCAAUGGAGCUACCGCUCAAUUCUACGGAUUCGUCGUCCGAUAUUACCUCAAGGUGAAAGACAAUUACUUCGGCGAUGACAUUCAUUUUAGAACCUUGGAGGAACACCAAGACGCUAUACGUGUAAAAACCGCUAGCAGCCAAGAAGACACCAAUGUUCAGCCUCACAAGAAGAGUAAUGAUCUUGAUGUAAUCUUAAGCAUAUCUGCCGACGAAUCUAGUGUGAUUUUGCCCGCGAAUCUGUAUUCCGCAAAGGAUCAUGUUCGCAUCGAGCUUGCGACACUGGCUGCCGAUCUUCGAUUCACUAACUACUACAUGGACUUGGACGUAGAGCUAGGCACAUUGGCCUUCUCUUUGGGUACCGAGAACGAUGAUAGAAUGUCUCUUCUAAGCGCCACGUCUGGUACCCAACUCUUCGUGGACGGUCUCAACAUCUCGGGCAACCGCCUUUUUGGUUUACCUCCUACUGAGCCAACUUAUGUCUGCAAUUGGGAUUUUGGGGUAGGUGCAAUCACCGGUGAGUGUACAACUGAAUUCUUCGUACGAUUACUUGGAGGCGCCAAAGCGCUUGCGUUUUCCUUUGAUGAUGAUGAGAACGCCCUGCAACCAACUAUUGAGCUAUUGUUGCACGAUGUAACUUUUCUUCGCGCCUCAGUAGACUCUAUUCGCAUUUGGAUACAUGUCGAAGAGGCAGCCUUUCUUUUCUCUACCUCUAAGAUCACUCUGAAUUUUGAUGAUUGGGCUGGAUCUCAUUACUCCAAAAAAUUGGAUCUUCAAAUACCAGACUUAAACUUUGGUUGCGUUGAUGCGGAGUCAGCGUCAAGGCACAGGUCGAGAACACAACAUCCCGUCCAGACUCACGGUCUUGUUCAGACAACGAUAUCCUUUGGGAUGAUCCAGAAGAAAUUAGCCUUUAUGGAAGACCGUCGAUUGCAGCAAGAACACCUGAGGCGCCAUGAUCAGAGAACGCACAGAACCGAUUUCCUAUUACACGAUUAUAUUGCGACAGAUAUAAAUCGAGAUAAUGUUGAUCCACCUGCCAUGUGUGUUCCACCAAUGCCACCUCCAAUCUCCUACAAUGAUGGAAUUGUUCAAGACAGGUCAUCUGCUUCUAAAAUUUCCUCUAAAGUGUCGUCAGUGCGAAGGAAUCGGCCUCAGACCGGGCGUAAGAGCUCAUUCCUGACCGCCUCCAGUUCAAGCUUCAAAAGCGAUCGGAGCAUUCUUCGACCUCAUUCGUUCAAUCGUGAGGGAACAUCUACUUCGGCUUCGCGCUCCAGAAGUAUUCAAGCUGGCCAGUCCCAUCUCAGAGAUCUUUCCGUCUCAACUGGUCGUCAAUCCUCAUUCUACAGUGCUGUUGGCGAGCCCAGAGGCCUGCCACCUUCUAGUGUUACCUUUUCAAGCUCCUACAUGGCACCUUAUUUUCCCCUUGAAGCUGUGGAGCCUGACACAAAGGAUCUUCCCGUCCUAGAUUCCGAAGCCCAGAACGAAAAUACCACGCGAUCAUCUCGCAUGAACCUGGGAGAUAUUCAGCCAGAUCGUGUUGGUGAUAAUGCGACGCACGUCAGCUUUAUUGUGGAAAUGCCCUAUGGUGUCAAGGCAGUGCUCAGCCCGAAGGCUGUGGCAGCCGUUGCGGACCUACUUUCUGCAAUACAAUCUGCGGACCCUGUUGACAUGAUAGACGAUCUUCAGAUAAGUUCGAUGGGCGAGAUAUUUGGCAUGGACAAAAAAGACAAAACGAAUGGCGAGGUUUUGGAUAUAGCUGUGCGAACUCCAAGCAUAUGUCUUCGCUUCUUGAAUUCACAAGAUGCGCAUGAUCUGAACAGUGGUGGGAGUGAAACGCAUGAUCAGUACGAUCUUUCCGUUUCACAGCUUGCUGUUACUUCGAGGAGUGAAACAACUGGAACAUCGAAUGUCGUCGCUGCCCAACCUGACAGGCAAUAUUCUUUGGUCCAUUUGUCCGUUGGAUCUGCUGUUAUGGCUGCCAAAGAACGUUUAGGCGCUCUAGAAGACCCACAAGCAGCCGUAAAUGCCAUUCUUGAGGAUGUCGUAUUCUGGGUUGCUUCUGGCAAGAAAACAUCAGUAAAUUUAAUAUUCAAAACUGUUGAAGCCAAUACGGCUAGCAGUAAGAUAGAAUAUCUGGCCUCAUUGGUUCAUCGCACCAACGUUCUCGCUGAUCGUGUAGGAGAGACUUUUGCAGCUAGAUUUAGCCAGCAACGAAAUCGUGUCCAGCUUUUUACAUACCUUGUAGCAACUGCAGGAGAGCAUGCCACAGAUCCAUUGUUUUUGACAAGACCGGCAUACGUCCUCCGAAGUGCACAAAAACACCUAAGGACUCAUGAUUCCUGGAAAGUCAUUUCUCGACUUCGACAUAUGUAUUCAAUUCUUGGUACAUCUGCACAGCUCGAUAUCAUGAGCCGCUGCGCGAAUAAUGCGGAAAGUGUUCCCGAAGACGCUGCACAAAGGGUCCUUGCCAGCUUUGCUCAAUGGAGGAGCUGGGACCUUAAUAAUCUUGGCACUUGUGUCGUAAUGAGCAAUGUUUUUGGUCUCGCCAAUGAUGAUUCCACCAUAGCCGCAUCAGAAGCACCAAACAUAAGUAUAUCAUUUCGAACAGAACUCGUGAGGCUUACAAUCGAUCCAGGUCCAAAGCAAAAUGAGAUUUCACUGUCUUCUUUAACGGCUAGUGCCUCGGUCAUAACCACAUUUUCUCCUAUCGCAUCUCCAGUAUCUGUAUCACAGCAUGACUCGGACCCAGAAACGACCCAGAACACUGUUCUACACAUGUCCUGCGAAGACGUAUCAGUCAAUCUAAAUUGGGAACUAUGUGAACUUGCACAAGAUAUCUUGAGAUUGUAUCAACAGAGCGAGGCGAACAUGACAGUACCAGAAAGACCUUCGCCAAUCACGCUAGCUCACCCAAAGCUAAAACCCAAGCAAAAUCUUCAAGUCAUAAUUAUAACAGAGAAAGGUUCUAUCUCGCUUGAUACAGUUAACCUUAGAGCUGUUUCCAUCAGCAAGGGAUUAAAAGCUUCUGUUGUCAUGACAGAAGGAACUGCCACUACAACCAUGUUCAAUGUUAUGCUCGCCGCAGAAGCUGCCACCUCGAAAAUUCAAAGCCAUUCACAGCCUUUAAGUCUGUAUCAAUUGCGAAACCCAAGUGUCUAUUUCUCACAUGAAAGUUCGACUGUCAAUGAAAUUCCUACAAACGUUUUCAAGAUUGCUGCCAAUUCACAGGAGCUGUCGUUUGUAGUUCAGCAAGAUAUUGUGGCACUCAUCGAAGUCUUAGACCUAGUUAUUGGAGAUGAAGUCGCGCAGCUUCAUAGCCUGGCAACGAGAUUUCCGACAGCCAAACGGUUAACGCUACCACCGAAUGUCUCACCGUCCAGCGUUCAAGAAUCAAAGUCGAUCAACAAGAUCCAUUUGGCAUUAUUCCUCGAUAUGUAUCAAAUCAGCAUACCUCUAAUACAAUCGUUGACAUACACCAUUUCAGGCGUUAUCGCUAGGGCCUCCUUAGCAGCUCAAUUUGGGUCCGAAAUUGUCUUCGACUUCGACAUCAAGGAACACUCACACGAUGUUCAGACAACCCAAAACGAUAAGCAGCAAAGUAUCUCGUUGUUACAAAUGCCACCGACAAAUGGCCGUGUCAUUAGCAGUAUAUCCGAGGAAGAAAAUAAAAUUUCAGUCUUCGCUUCAGUAGAACCUGUAGAGCUCGAUGCAGCUGCUGUUCAUAGUCUUUUGACUGCUCUAAAUCGGCCAGAAAUCUCCAGCGUCGUCUCUGAUAUUCAUGACGAUAUAAAAGCAAUACAGGCACAUGUUGAGGAAAUAUUUGGUCCGGGCGGCAGUCCAGUGCCAGCUUCACCACCAAAAGCUGGCCCUACUUUGAUUUACGACGCUCACCUAACCUUCGCGGGUUUGGAUAUUUAUGCAAAUGCGGAGCCGUCGCAAGAUGGUAAAACCACAGCAAGACUUGAAUUUAAUGUUGGAUGCGUGCAACUCCUGGUUGCUAAUCGGCUAGAACCCUAUGGGCCAACAUAUGAAUUCCCAGAGAUUCAUAUAAGCUUGCACCGGAUAAUGUUCGAGUUAUCACGCCUAAAUAACGGGACUAUGGAGCCUUGCGGAAACCUUGCAUUUGCUGCCUUCCUGACUGCCACGAGUAAGAAGAACGAAAUGGGAGACGAUGUGAGAUCAUUCAAUCUGACGAGCAAUGGCCUCGGAAUUAACCUUUUCGCCGAAACUGCAUCAUCCGUGGUAGACGUCAUGGGUCAUUUGCAGCAUAAAAUCAAAGAUAUCGACUUCACCCGGGAGAGACAAUAUUUUAAGAAAUUUCGCAAGUCUAAACCAAGGAUCGCAGUCAACGACGAGCCCAAAGACCAGGAUAGUAUUGCCUGCUCAAACUCAACUGUUAUGUUCGCCUCGAUGUACACUCUUGAACUGCUCAAUAUUCAGAUUAGUUGGCUGGUUGGCAAUGCAGAAAAUGAAUCUGCCUCACACUCCGAAAAGGAAAAUUUGGUUCUGUCGUUGAAGUGUAUUCAUCUAUCGACACGGAAGGAGAACUCGGCUCGACUGACCAUUGAAGAUCUGCAGCUGCAAAUUGUACCCUCUUCGCAUGACAAAAUCCAACGGUCACUCAAUUCAGCUCUAUUACCAGAGGUUAUCUUUAAUGUUGGUUAUAUUUCUGGCCAGAAUACUCGCAGAUUGGCAUUUCAAGCGGCAGGAAAAUCCCUUGAUUUGCGACUAACUUCUCAAUUCAUCAUACCUGCCGCUAAGCUUCAACGAUCAAUAGGAUCUGCUGCUGAAAUGGUGCGAGUAGCAUCAGCUACCUGGAGUACAAGUCCAUCACUGACACUACCAUCUCCAACGCCAGCUAACAAGCGGCAACCCUUCUUUGGGAAGAAGCGAAUGGAGUCAUUACUGGUGGAUGCCGACUUUGCUGGAGCCGUUGUAUAUCUGUCGGGUAAGAAUCUAGCAGAUACUACACAGUCAAAUCAAGCAGCCAUUGUGGGCCGCGUGCCCCAGACCGGAAGGUACGGGCAAUUUAGUCAUACAGAUACAGGCAGCAGCACAGUGCUACGCGCUCCUGGCCUUGCUUGGAAGGUUGAGUACAAAGACAAUGGUCUGGAUGACCCAUCUUUGAAUGUUGAGGUGAAAGUGGAUGCUUCGACAAAUAUACUGUACCCGUCAGUUGUACCUCUUAUCCUAGAGAUAUCAGCCUCAGUCAAAGACAUUGUAAGCGAGGAUGGUAAGGAUAAGAAGUCUGUGCCCAAAUCAUCGUCUCAAAAGUUUAAGAGCUCCGAAGACGAUAACAUCUUGGCAGCCGAUCCUAGUGCUGUCCUUGGCCGCACCCGACUCAAUUUGGGCCUAAGAAUCUGUAAGCAAGAAUUCACUCUUAGCUGUCAGCCUAUAGCACGUGUCGCUGCCAGUGCUCGUUUUGAUGAGAUUUACAUGACAAUUAAUACGGUCCGCUCAACCGAGCAUGGCCAUUUCUUUGCUGUAUCUGUUGCUUUCUCGAGGCUGCAGGCUUCAGUACAGCAUGUCUAUUCCAGGGAAUCAACUGGAAGUUUUGACGUAGAAUCAAUCUUCCUGUCUCUCAUGAAUAGUAAGCAUGUGAGUGGCACCAGUGGGAUGUCUGCAAUAUUGAAGAUCAGUCCCAUGAAAGUCUUAAUCAACGCCAAGCAGUUACAAGACUUCCUACUCUUCAGGGAGAUCUGGGUGCCUCCAGAGAUGCGUGAGAGUUCUACUGCUCCAGUAUCAUCACCUGACAAUACACAAUCGUCAACUUUUCUCGUGCAGAGAUACCAGCAAGUUGCAGCGACCGGCGCCUUCCCUUGGAACGCUACAGUAUCUAUUGCCGAGCUGGAUGUCCAAUUGGAUCUCGGCCAGGCUAUUGGCAAAUCUGCCUUUAUCAUAUCCAACUUUUGGAUCUCGUCAAAGAAGAACUCGGACUGGGAGCAGAAUUUGUGUCUUGGCUUUGAUAAGGUUGGGGUUGACAGCUCUGGCAGAAUGAGUGGGUUUGUGGCGCUGCAGGAUUUCAAAAUACGUACCUCGAUUCAAUGGCCAGCACGCGAGAAAGCAUUGAAUCAAACUCCACUGGUUCAAGGCUCUUUAGGUUUCAGUCAAUUACGAGUCAAGGCAGCGUUUGACUAUCAGGCCUUCUUAGUUGCUGAUAUUAUAUCUUUCGAAUUUCUCAUGUAUAAUGUUCGCAAUGGCUCCCAAGCUAAGGGAGAUCGACUGGUUGCCAUCUUAGAUGGGGAAGCCGUACAGAUAUUCUGUACCGCAACGACCGCAUCUCAAGCCCUCGCGGUCUAUCAAGCAUUCUUGCGACUUGCUCAAGAAAAAAAGAGUAAUUACGAAACGUCCCUUUCGGAAAUUGAAAAAUAUAUGAAGCGCAAAUCAGUUUCGCAGCCAAUGUCACCUCCUCCCAAAGCCUCUUUGAUGAUUCCAAAAUCUGAAAAGUCUGAAUCACCGGUCUCGCUGCACACUGAUGUGAUCGUCACACUGAAGGCGUUAAAUGUAGGGGCAUUUCCAAGCACAUUCUCAGAUCAUCAAGUCUUCAAGAUCGAGGCACUCAAUGCACAGGCUCGAUUUGCGGUAACAAUGGAUCAAGGGAAGAUUCAUAGUGUCUUGGCUCUCACUCUUGGUCAGCUUCGUAUCGGACUAGCUGGAGUGAAGCAAGUUGAGGCGCCAAAGUCUGUUAGUGACCUUUCUGUGGAAGAUGUGGUUGAUAGUGUCACGGGGUCUCGGGGAGGUACUAUAUUGAAAGUUCCCCAGGUCGAAGCUACAAUGCAAACAUGGCAGGUUCCCGGCUCUAACCAUAUCGAUUUUAUAUUCAAAAGUUCCUUCGAAGGGAAGGUUGAGGUUGGAUGGAAUUAUUCCCGCGUAAGCUACAUUCGCAGCAUGUAUGCUACACAUACAAAAGCACUCGCGCAAAGACUAGGGAAGCCAUUACCGCCUUCAGCCCUUAAAAUUACGGGUGUACCAAAUGCAGAAGAUCCACAGAGUAAGGAAGGCGAGCAGCAGAAGAUCACAGCCGAAGUCAACGUUCCUCUAUCGAAAUACGAGUAUACGGCCUUGGAACCUCCUAUCAUCGAGACACCUCUUCUUCAAAGUCUGGGUGAAGCAACGCCACCAUUGGAAUUCUUUGGUUUGCAUCGAGAUCGACUUCCAAAUCUUACACAUCAAAUAGUAAUUGUGGCAUUAUUGGAAUUGGCUGGGGAGGUAGAGGAUGCUUAUGCAAAGAUAUUGGGAUCCUCUUAA
Messenger RNA from Sclerotinia borealis F-4128, 9756 nucleotides. NCBI's taxonomy places the organism in Eukaryota, Fungi, Ascomycota, Leotiomycetes, Helotiales, Sclerotiniaceae. The record is from the annotation of a GenBank genome assembly.